AAUAUUGUCACUAGUUGUUCAAGAUAAACAAGUUGUACAAUACUCACAAGAGUUCAUAUCGACCGCGACUCCGAUACUAAACAACAAAGGUUAGAGAUAGUGAUCAGUUUAUAUUGGCUUUAAUAUAAAAUACAUUAAAGGGACUUGAAAUAAAGGGUUACUUGAGGCGUGUCAAUAUCGUGCAAUAAUGUCGAGCGAGAACGAAAAUGAGGCAUUAAUUGAUGAGAUUAUAGAGUUGCUGAAUAAUCCAGACUUCGAGUCGCCGGAAGUGAUAUUGUUGUUAGGAAGCAGCGGUGCUGGUAAAAGCUCGUUAGUCAAUACCAUAAAUGGGGUUCUCACUGGCAGGUACUAUGCAAUCGCCAAACAGGGAAGUGGUGAAACACAGUCCGUUACUCUUGAUUUAUUAAGAUACGAAAAUUGUGGCGUGAAACUACACAGAAUAACUGAUGAAAAUAAAAGACAAAAGAUGUCAGCCGUGUUGUCAAAGUUACCACACAUUCUUGAUUGUGCAGGCCUUGGUGACGAGAACACACCGGAAAUGCGUGAAAUCAUCGAACUUCUUGUCGGGGGUUACAUUCGACCAGGAACAUGCAUGGAUGCAGUAGUGCAAGAACAAACACGACGUGGCACAGGGAACCUGAAAGGAAUAUUUAAGCCACAACCGGCAUGGAAGGUCUCAAAGAUUGUAUUCUUACAGGGAUGCAUAGAUGUUAUACCUGGCAAUAUGAUCCAAGGCUUAAAUGAGGUUCUUAUGAUGUACGAUCCGGUCACGCUUGUUAGGAAGUACCCUUGUCAGGUUUUCGUAUUGGUGACAAAGUACGAUCUGGUCAAAGAGUCAGAUGUUCAUUCAGUCAGUACCAGCGAGGGGAAAUUUAUUAACAACGAAAAGUUUGAGCAAAAGAAACAGGAAAUUGCUAAAGCAUUUUGCAGUGUCGGUUCUACAAAUUAUAAUAUGCUCCAUUGGAUCAACCUUACAGACGACGUCGAAUUUACUGAGUCAACAAUUCCCACUAAAGCUCUGAAUCUCUUGAAGAAGAUGGUGGAACCUGGAGCUCCUAAAAUGCCAGCACCGACAUUCAGAGAAAAAACUGGAAGAUUUUGUGUACCAGAUGUAUCAUGAAAUUCGCAGAGAGUCCUUACACCAGAUACAUCAGCAUAAUGUUAGUUUGGUACACAUUGUAGGUUUUUUCAUGGCGGUCAUUUUGGGGAUUAUUUGGCUCUUAAGACGAGACCCGGAAAAAUAAGUUUUAGAUGUGAAUAGUACAUUACUAAGUACUGAUAACUCUGAUAAUUAUUAUAAGGAGAAGCAAUAUUUGCAUAUAUGGAGAAAACGUUUAAGUUUUGAAUGAAUGUGCAACUUAUUUAGAUAUUAUUAUUAUUAUUCAAUUAGAUCUAACAGUUAUAAAAAUGUUUUUUUCUUUUGUGAUCAAUUCGUUUGUCUUUCCACACAUACCUACAUCCGGAAUCUACCUAUGAACUGGCACGCCUUUUACGGAAGGCAGUCGUGCUAAGACGCUACAGCGGGUGAUACCACUCAUUGACAGAAGUAACCUUUUCUCCAUUGAUAUAGUAAUAUAGUUAUGUCGCUGAUAAUGAAUGUAUUAUUUCAAAUAUUUGUCCGUAGUUGUACCUAAAGGGAUAUCUAUCAAAGGACAUUUAACAGUUCUAAACAUUUAGUAUUUAACAUAUAGGAAGUGUUUUUAGAUUGCAAAAUGGCAAAACGUAAUACUACUUCAGCACGGAAUAUUGCAAGGACAUUCUCGUAAAUAAUGAUAUUGAAAUAAAUAUUUUGAUUAGAUA
Ruditapes philippinarum (Manila clam) is the source of this 1800-nucleotide messenger RNA. RefSeq lists its product as uncharacterized. Bases 188 to 1120 code for a protein of 310 amino acids. NCBI's taxonomy places the organism in Eukaryota, Metazoa, Mollusca, Bivalvia, Venerida, Veneridae. The transcript is spliced from 5 exons. The record is from RefSeq and is a predicted model, not a curated record.